Molecule: messenger RNA, 7377 nt
Organism: Mobula hypostoma (lesser devil ray)
Lineage: Eukaryota; Metazoa; Chordata; Chondrichthyes; Myliobatiformes; Myliobatidae
Gene: slc1a4
Product: solute carrier family 1 member 4
Exons: 13
Coding region: 1015-2637 (540 amino acids)
Biological process (GO): L-glutamate transmembrane transport; L-serine transport
Cellular component (GO): plasma membrane
Molecular function (GO): symporter activity; L-serine transmembrane transporter activity; L-alanine transmembrane transporter activity
Source: RefSeq, a predicted model, not a curated record
ACAGGUUUGAUUUAUGUAGUGAGUAGGUGAUUUGAGAUUUUCUUGCAGUGUUUUUUUCUCUCCUGAAAGCAGUGACUCAGAGGUACGAUUUGUGGCUGCCCUCCAGCAUCUUGUCUAAAUGGCUGCUUGUCAUGGGGUGCAGUGGGAUUAUUUGUGUCCAUCUGGGAGUACAAAGGUACUUCUGUUUGAUGUCUGCUCCUAAAGACGUUGACAGCACAACACUCCCUCAAUCCCCGAAGUGGAGCAUCAAGUUAGAUCUUUUGUCCUGAAGUCUUCCCUCAGAGCUGCUGACAGUCAAGAACAGAACACCUGCCGUACCAGACUAAGAAACUUUCUAUAGCACAUCUGUAGAAGUUGGAGGAAAUCCUAAUGGACGUGCGGACCCUUCUCUGAUGCCUAAGAAGGGUCCUGUACCUCCUUCCUGCUGGUAGCAAUGAGAACAGGUUGAUGGGAGUCCUUAAUAAUCGAUGAAGUCUUUUUGAGACAUCGCUCAUGUCCUGAAUACCAUGGAAGCUAGUGAUUAUGAUGGAGCUGACUACGUUUGCAAGUCUGUUUACAGUUUUUCACCGAUAAACGUACAAAUGCUUGGAAAGAGUAAUUGGAGAAGAACGCAUAAUGUAUUUUGUCCAAGUUUUCGGAUGAAGUCAAGUUACAAUGAAGAUAUCAUGUCUAUGCUGUAGGGGAUAUAAGGAGAUGGAAUAAGUGGGAUAAAAUUUGGGAGAUCUGGGGAAGUGUGAAAUCAUGCACUCCAAUAAGAAGAAUGAAAAGGUGGAUUGGAAAGAGACUGCAAAUAGUCACCAUGGAGCAGCUCACGGCACGUUUCAGUUGCCGCAUAAGACUUCCCCCGGCUUUCAUGCAUAAGCAACAUCGGCAGCUGGUUGCAUCAUCCGCUGGAGCUGGGCUCGCCCCAUCGUCUUCUCCCACUGGGUCUCCGCAGACGCGUCCGGCAGCCGCGGAGCGUCAAGCGGGGUCUGGAGCUCUCCUUCCUGCGGCGACUCACAGUAACAUCCACCCAUGCAGAACGAGAAGGAAGUGCUUGCCAAUGGGCAUUUGGGCUUGCAGGGGCGUCCGCCGUGCUCGGGGACAAACCCAGUUGCACUGGCAACCGGCGAGAUGUCCACGGCCCGGGGCAAAGUGUGGGGCUUCCUGAAAAGGAACGGCCUGGUGAUCUGCACCGUGUCGGGAGUGUUGCUGGGGGUGGCCGCAGGGCUCGGGAUGAGGGGCUUGCAUCUCUCCCCGGCUAACAUGGUCCACUUCGCCUUCCCGGGAGAGGUGCUGCUCCGUCUGCUGAAGAUGGUCAUACUGCCCGUGGUAUUCUGUAGCCUGGUGUCGGGAGCAGCCAGCUUGGACACUAGGGCCCUGGGCAAGCUCGGGGGCAAAGCCAUCCUCUUCUUCGGCAUCACCACCCUGCUGGCUUCAGCUGUUGGUGUCACCCUGGGGUUGCUCAUCCGACCGGGCGAACACAGCCAGGCCGGGGAUGCCAACAGCCCAGCCCCGGGCACCCGGCUGCCCUCCAAAGAAGCGAUAGACUCCUUCUUGGAUCUCUUCAGAAACCUUGUUCCUUCAAACCUCGUAGCUGCUGCUUUCCAAUCGUACGCUACAGAUUACAAAUGGGUGUCGACCGCUGCUCCCGUUACAAAUGUAACACCCGGAAAUACCACACACAUAAAGGUUCCCUUUGGCACUGAAGUGGAAGGCAUGAACAUACUGGGACUGAUCCUCUUUGCAAUUAUCUUUGGCAUAGCUCUCAGGAAACUGGGCCCUGAUGGAGAACUGCUAAUUAAAUUUUUCAGUAUCUUCAAUGAUGCAACUAUGAUUUUGGUCUCCUGGAUUAUGUGGUAUGCGCCCAUUGGAAUCCUAUUCCUCGUUGCCAGUAAAAUAGUGGAGAUGGAUAAUGUUGUUUCCCUGGUAACUGGCUUGGGAAAAUAUAUUCUCGCUUCCAUACUUGGACAUUUUAUACAUGGAGCGAUUAUUCUACCUUUGAUCUAUUUCGUAUUCACCCACAGAAAUCCUUAUACAUUUCUGCUGGGCAUCGUCACUCCAUUAACAACAGCGUUCGGAACUUGUUCCAGCUCUGCCACCCUUCCUUCAAUGAUCAAGUGUGUCGAGGAAAACAAUGGAAUCGAUAAAAGGAUUGCCAGGUUUGUCCUCCCCAUUGGAGCUACUGUCAACAUGGAUGGAGCUGCCAUAUUUCAGAGCGUUGCUGCAGUAUUCAUUGCCCACUUGAAUGAUGUCACCUUAGAUGCGGGACAGAUCUUUACCAUCAUAGUGACUGCCACAGCAUCCAGUGUUGGAGCAGCAGGAAUCCCAGCGGGAGGAGUACUCACAAUAGCAAUUAUUCUGGAAGCCAUUGGACUUCCCACCAAUGACCUCUCCCUCAUCCUGGCAGUCGACUGGAUUGUAGACCGGAGCUGCACUGUGGUUAACGUAGAAGGAGAUGCUCUGGGAGCAGGAAUCCUCCAUUACACCAGCCUGAAGGAACUGGACACAGGGAAAACAGAUCUAACAGAUGUGAAGGUGGAAGCAGUGGCUAACCCCAGUUCAGAGAAUGAGACAUCCCCACUUGUGUCUUACACUGAAAAGCCAAUUGCUCCCUCUGGUCAUGUGGAUCAGGAUUCAAAAGAAUCCAUACUGUGAGUGUGUAAAAUAUCUCGUGUAAACCCUGUGGUCUGUGAUUGCAUCUUGUUUUAUAGUGAUAAUAUGGAAAAAGUAAUUGGUGCUCGCUGCGUAUCCCUGAUUAUGUUAUAUGCAAGUUUGCCCAACAGCUACCAAUGCCAGUAUCAUCUCAUUAUCAACCUCCAUAUAAGCUAUUUCAUUACAUUCCAAAUAAAAGAUGAAUGUCAAUCAUGUCAAAACAGGUCUCAAUGACCAUUUCCCUGACCAACACACCAGUAGCACGAUGGAGCAUGAUGAGCGGGGUUGAAGGACUGUCAAUCAAGUUUAAAUGUGUAAGGUCUUUAGGCUUAACACCUGUUAGUGACAAUUGACUUUUAAAGUUUGUUAUUUUUUAAAACAUUAAUGCAUUGUGGGCCUGUCUCCCUGUUACUGGCCGGCUGGUGGUGUAGUGGCAUCAAUGCUGGACUUCAAAGCAAAGGCUCCCAAGUUCGAAUCCAGAUGGCUCCCUUGCACGCUUUCCAUCCGUGCUGGGUUGAGCGUCGAGCUAGCAACUUGACCUCGUAGAAAUAGAAAAGACAACUAAAAAAAUACUGUCAUGAUGGUGUCCUGAUGACUCCACCCGGAGUUAAGAGCUUCUCCUUUCUGUCUCCUUGUUACAGAUGGGGAGCUUAUUGUUUUCACAUGCCUGAAGUAAUAGGGUACUAUUUGUAUAGUAUUAUGCAUAAAUGUGCCAAUUGUUAAUGCCUAAAGCACUUUCUCAUUUGAAGAAAAUAUUUCAAACGUACAUGGUGCUGUUAAUAAGUCUUGUGCCUUAAAGUGUACUGUCUCUGUUUUGGCUUCUCUUCAAACUCGUCCUGACUUGACUGCCUUAAGCUUAAUUAUGCACCGAGAAGAGAAAUGAAAGUGAGAAAUCCCACAACCCAAAAAGGACUCAAUCAAAUGAAAAUGAUCAACAAAAGCAAAGAGUCCUUGCUUGUCCUGGUCAUGAUUUAAUAUGCAGCAGUGCAGGGUUGCUGGUGCACGCUUUUGGUCUCCCUUAGUAACAUCUUGAAUAGAAUCACUCUCCCCAACUGGGUCUGCCUUUGUAUUUUCUGAGGCUGGGGAAGCACAAAGACAGAUGCGACAGCCUUUUUGUAAGGGUAUGUUGAACAAUCAAAUGCUGGAAGUCUUGCAUGUAAAGAAGGUAAGAAGGCAAAAGCCUCAUAUUUAUAUGUGGCUUUUUUUAAAAAAAUCACUUUUGCCUGAAUUAAUGAGCAUCACACUUUCAGAUAUAUUUUGUAGCCAUAAUUAAUAUGGUUUCUUUUUGUAAAACUCUGUUGUAGAAUGAAAGGCUGAGAAAGCAAAGCUAAGAUUAUUGGACAGUGAAUCAGCCAAGGAGGUUACAAAAUGGGAACUGGAGUUUUGAAGGAGCAAAUUAAUCUGUUUUUCAGUAAUUUAGGGUCACCUUGGAGACACUCACCCACACUCAUUAAUUGCUUAUCUUCUGCUUAGAUUUUGAGCACUGAAAUAUGUUUUUUUCCUUCCUCCUGUGCUUUCAAACUAUCCGAAAACCAAUCCAGUCCUGAAGUAUGUCCAUUUUGUUGGUAGUAGGUUCUUCUCCCACCAACUGUAGCUUGUCUAUAACGCAAAGGACAGGAAAACCCCUUCAAAGCUGUGAUGCAGGAACAAUAAUUGACUAGUCCAUUUAGAACAGAUUUUUCUUAGCAUGAGUCAUCUUUCUAGCUAACUAAAUUUGAAUUGCAUUUUACUGAGGCCAUUAAGGAGAAUUUUUUUUGUUUUACUGAGGAGUCCUUGCAAUGUAGGAUCUGAUAUCAUUACUGCUUUGUUUGCAAUCAUUUUGAACAUGAUGAGAGCAAAUCAUAAUGAGACAAAUUACAUUCCUUCCGGUUUAGUUAUAUAUCUAAGAGAAUGUAUGAUUUGGAAAUCUGGUACUCACACUUAAUAACUUCUCUUUUGGCUCUUCCCACUUUCUUCAGACCAAUGGUGUAGCUAUGGGCACUCGCAUGGGCCCCAGCUAUGCCUGCCUCUUCGUUGGUUAUGUGGAACAGUCUGUGCUCCAAACCUAUUCUGCUACUGCUCCCCAACUUUUCCUUCGCUACAUUGACAACUAUAUUGGUGCUGCUUCCUGCACCCAUGCUGAGCUCAUCAAUUUCAUCAACUUUACUUCAAACUUCCACCCAGCCCCCAAAUUCACUUGGUCUAUCUCGGACACUUCUCUCCCCUUUCUCGAUCUCUCAGUCUCCAUCUCUGGAGACAGACUGUCCACUGACACCUUCUACAAGCCCACUGACUCUCAUAACUACCUCGACUAUACCUCUUCCCACCCUGCCACAUGCAAAAAUGCCAUUCCCUAUUCCCAGUUCCUCCGUCUCCGCUGCAUCUGCUCCCAGGAUGAGGCUUUCCAUUCCAGGACAUCUCAAAUGUCCUCCUCCUUUAAGGAUCGUGGUUUCCCUGCUGCCAUCAUCAAUGAUGCCCUCACCCGCACCUCCUCCAUUUCCCGCACUUCGGCCCUCACCCCAUCCUCCCGCCACCACAACAGGGGCAAAAUUCCCUUUGUCCUCACCUACCACCCCACCAGCCUCCGGAUCCAGCACAUUACCCUCCGCAACUUCUGCCACCUUUAACAGGACCCCACCACUAAGCACAUCUUUCCCUCUCCACCCCUCUCCGCUUUCAACAGGGAUCGGUCCCUCCGCGACUCCCUUAUCCACACGUCCCUCCCCACGGAUCUCCCACCCGGCACUUAUCCCUGUAAGCACAAGUGCUACACCUGUCCCUACACCUCCUCUCUUGCCACCAUUCAGGGCCCCAAACAGUCCUUCCAGGUGAGGCAACACUUCACUUGUGAGUCUGUUGGGGUCAUCUAUUGCAUCCGGUGCUCCCAGUGCGGCCUCCUCUACAUCGGUGAAACCCGACGCAGAUUGGGGGACCGCUUCAUCGAGCACCUCCGCUCCGUCCGCCAAAACAGACAGGAUCUCCCAGUAGCCACCCACUUCAACUCUGCUUCACAUUCCCAUUCAGAUAUGUCCAUACAUGGCCUCCUCUACUGCCAUGAUGAGGCUAAACUCAGGUUGGAGGAGCAACACCUCAUAUACCAUCUGGGUAGUCUCCAGCCCCUUGGUAUGAACAUAGAAUUCUCCAACUUCCGGUAAUUCCCUCCCCCUCAAUUCCCCUAUCCCUAUGUCACUCUGCCCCCUCCCCCAGCUGCCUACCACCUCCCUCUUGGUUCCGCCUCCUUCUACUACCCAUCGUGUUUUCCCCUAUUCUUUCUUCACCUUUCCUGCCUAUCACCUCCCUGCCUCUCUUCCCCCACCCCUUUAACUUUCCCCUUACUGGUUUUUCACCUGGAACCUACCAGCCUUCUCCUUCCCACCCUCCCCCCACCUUCUUUAUAGGGCCUCUGCUCCUUCCCUCUACAGUCCUGACGAAGGGUUCCGGCCCGAAACGUUGACUGAUCGUUUCCACGGAUGCUGCCCGACCAGCUGAGUUCCUCCAGCGUGUUGUGAGUGUUGCUUUGACCCCAGCUUCUGCAGAGUAUUUUGUGUUUACAAUUUGGAAACCUUCACUGGAGAUGAAAUCGUAUCCAGUUGUCAGUACCUUCUAAUUUUAGUUCUUUUUCAACUGUAUUUUGAUUUAGCAAAUAUGUUCUUUGAUUUUAAAAAAACCGAUGCUUUCACUGGACUAGUGGAAAGCUACUCUCCAAGUUGAAAUCCCUGUAGCCCAGCUCCUGCUCCUCUGGCCUUGGACAGUUCUAUGAUCCCUGGCUUCCUGCACUGUGCCCCUGAGAUGGCUGUCAGCAGUGAUCCUGGCUGUGGAAUUCUCUCACUAAAGCCCUUGGUCUCAGAGAAAAGGAAGGCUGUGAGGUUUAGGGAGUAGAUUCCAAAGUUGAGGAGAAAGACAGCUGAAGAUGACGGCCACCACUGAACCAGUAACGGAAAUUGGGGAUAGGCAGCAGGCUGGAAAAGGGACAUAACUGAACCCUGUAAGACAGGAGGAAGUUAUUGAGAUGUGGAUGCUCCUUAAAAACUGCUGUUUUAACUUAUCAUAAUAUCAGUGAUAGAUUAUGUUUCAGAAUGUUCCUGUGAGGAGAAUUGGAAUGUUAGAAGUGCUAUAUAAAUGCAAACUCUUCUUAUUUCAGUUGUGUUACUAAAACUCCUGUGGCUUCACUUAUCAUUUGAGCAAUACACUGGAAGCGCCCAGCUUGGCUCCGGCACACAUACGCAGUGUCUCACCACACACAUUUCCACUGAUGUGUGUGGAUGUGAGACAUUGUCCUGUAAUGGAAAGUCCGUGACUGGCUGAAUAAAGUCGGGGUGGGAGGGGUGGAAUCCAGAAGCUGCUGCACUUCUACAGACUCUUGCUUGGCGACUAUAUUGUGCUGGAGGAGAGAGCUCACCUGAUAAAACAAUUACUUCUUUUUAGAGAAGAAUGUUUACUUAAUGACUAAUCCAAUUUAUUUAAUUCUUUGUUAUCAGUAAUAUAAAUAUAGGUAACAGUAUUGUUCAACCAAGAGAGAAAAAAAAUGAUGGUUUACGUUAAUUUUCUUGGUUGCUGAGAUUAAAGUCUGCUCUCUUAAAUUAUCUUUAAAUUGUGUAAUUUAAACUUCUGUGAUUAAAUAUAUUUCCAAUCAUUUGCAGUUUAACAAUAUAGUUUCUAAUGUGGACUACUGAUUUUGUGAAUUUAAAGCAUUGGGUUAUUUUUCUUUGCAGUUGAAGGUGUAAUUAUGCAGUUGUGUGUAUGCAAAGUGAAUAAAUGUGAAGA